This is a messenger RNA of Bombus pascuorum, 3746 nucleotides long. RefSeq names its product UPF0047 protein YjbQ. NCBI's taxonomy places the organism in Eukaryota, Metazoa, Arthropoda, Insecta, Hymenoptera, Apidae. The transcript has 4 exons. The record is from RefSeq and is a predicted model, not a curated record. Bases 366 to 878 code for a protein of 170 amino acids.
CAUUGUUAAAAUUCUACCGAGCGGACUUUCUGCUAAAAGAUUUUGAAUCUCUUAGUGAUACGAUGAUUUAUUUCGAAAUAAUUUUAUCAUCUCGUUUUUUCGCUGUUAGUAUGCGUACCUGAUACUUAUGAUAUUCCGUGUAGGUGAAGCAGAUGCAAUUAGACAAUCUUUAAAAGAUGUGGGUAAAUCCAUACAUCUUGUAGCCGGCAAGCGGCGAAGAUACUAGACGCAUACUAUAUUCAAUGGAGUGGACUGUAUUCUUGUGAUUUUUCGCUUGAAGUAGAUUUUACCGUAUCUUCGAUUUGCGAGAAAAUUUUUAUUCCGAGUCUAGUUAAGUGUGUAAUCUCUACAGCGUAUAUCAUAUCAUGGCCUCGUCAAAUAGAAGAAUUCAAAUCGGCUCUGCUUGGUUUCAAACAAAGAUUAACCUAAGGCCACAGCAUCGAGGUAUCCAUCACGUUACCGAGGAAAUCUUAAGAAGAAUUCCUGAACUCUGCGAAUUUUCAGUCGGACUUUGUCAUAUACAAAUUCUUCACACAUCAGCAAGUUUAGCAUUAAAUGAAAAUUGGGAUCCAGAUGUUAGAGAUGAUGUAGAAAUGAUGCUUAAUACAAUAGUUCCUGAAGGUUUGCCCUAUAAACACAGUUGUGAAGGACCAGAUGAUAUGCCAGCGCAUAUAAAGGCAUGUUUUCUGGGCUCUUCAUUGAGUAUUCCAAUUACUGAUGGCAAAUUGACUUUGGGUACGUGGCAAGGAAUUUGGUUGUGUGAACAUCGUAAUGAUGCUGGAAGUCGCAAAGUAGCUAUUACAUUGACGGGUUGUCUCAGGGAUCCUGCACGUAGUCCUUUGAGCCCUGUUAGUCCUAUUGCUUCUACUAGCAGCUAGGACCACUCACACCCCCAAAGGCGUAGCAAACGUCAGCUGCGCAUAUCUACAUCCAGUGAUUCAAGCUAGCAGCUGCUUAACCUUAGACAAAUUCUAAGAGUAUAAUUCAGAAAAGAGUGUAUGGAUACUUCAAAAAUAUAUAAAUAUUACAUUUUCUUAUAUCCACUCAUUAUCACAAAUUUCCAGCAUUUUUUAUAAUGGCAUAACUUGUAAAAUCAUAAAAUUAAUUGACAAUAUUUAUUAAUAUUCUUAUGCUUAUCUCAUAUAUCUUAUAUUUUUUUACAUAUAAAUAUAAUAUAUUUAUUACUUAUAUUUGAAUAAGUACAUAAACAUUUAGUAAAUGUACAUUUUAUGAUUUUAUUUAGAUUAUAUAGAGACAUUUCUCUUUAAACUGAGUUAACAGUAACUAUCCAAAAAUGUGGUUCAUUGAAUAUAUAAUGUUGUUCAGUACUUAUAAACUGCCAAGGCAAUUGUAUAUUACAUGCAUUCAGAAAUAAAUAUAAACGAAUUAUAAGUAUCCUGCACUCUUUAUCGCUCUUAGAAAAUUAAUGUAAUGCAUUCCGAUAUAAUGCGUCCAAUACUCCGAAUUUAAUUACAUAGCUUUAUUUAAAUAAUUCUUUUGUAAAAAAAAAGAUUGAUAAAGAAAAUGGCAUUAAUAAUUGCUCAGCUGAGACCUUACAUCACUUUUUAUAAUAUGUAAGAAAAUCUCAGCUUGAGUAUGUGCAAUAUGUUAUAACUUUCUAACUCACUGCUUAUCAUAGGGUAGGCAUUUUUAAUGACGUUUCCAAUGCAUUUGGGGGUGUAUAUAGGUUACAAUCAACACUUCUUUGCUGUGCUAAUAUAUUUCUGCUAGAAAUAUCCACAUAAGUUAUAUUAAUAGUAACAAUAUCAAACUAUGCAAAUAAUGAUUUAGACUUAUUACAUUGUUAGGUAUUUACUGAUAAAAAUAUUCUAGAAACUUAAUUAAUCUAAUUAAAACAUAAAAUGUCAUCUAGAAAUGUAGCACUGCAAAGAGUUGUAAUAAAAAUUACUUACAAUGUUACUAAAAUAACCAAAGCUUAUCAUGGGAGCUUGUUAAUGUAUCUAAUGUACUGUAAAGCAAGCAGUCGAUGUUAGUUGUUAAUCUUUCUCAUAUAUAGCAUAAAUGGUCGUCCAUUAUGAUUAAUGAAUAUGCUUUAAUGUGAAGUAUCCAAUGCAAUUCAUAUAGCUUAAAUAUUAAUAGCUCAAAAAUAUAAAACUAUCAAAAAUUAUGAUAAAUUUUUAGCAAGUUAUACAUUCUUUUCUCAUAAAGAAAUAUAUGGAACAAGUUGGUAUACUUCGUCAUAUAACAUUAAAGAUUUGAAAUUCAUCUGUGAAUUCAAUUUUAAUUUUGUUAAUAUGCUCAACAAUCCAAAUUAUUGAAUAUGUAAAAUUUAUAAAUAUAAUGAAAAUGAUUAUAAUAUCUAAGUUUAUAGAAAUCAAUAUUAUAUUUGGUAACUGAUAUAAUUCAUAGCAAUUUGCUAUUAAUCAAUUCACCUACCAAGUUCAUUUCAUAAAUUAAAUGAUUGAAAAUUAUUAUAUCUACAAGAUAAUUACCGUAAACAAUAAUAUACUAUAUAUAUAUUUUAUAAUAUAUUAAUAUAUAUAAAUAUAAUUAAUCUCAUCUCAACAUUUGAAGAUAAUCAUUUAAUUUUCUGAUAAACUUUUAUUUUUUCUGGCAAAAUAGUAAUCAUUGUUUAAACUAUAAUUAAAGAAGUGCAUAUAUAUUUGUUUUAAAGUAUGUACAUUUGUUUUCAGUUGGCACAUAUCCAAAUUUUUAAUAUUAUGUAAAACACAUGUAUAGUGAUUAUCUCAUAAUCGUUGUUAUUAUAACAAAUCUACAAAUUUGACAAAUUUAUAAAUUUUCAAAUCAUUGAUUUUAAUUUUUAAAAUAAAAAAUUUAAGCUGUAUAUUUAUCACAUGUCUUAUAAAAAAAUUAAUAUCUAUAUAAUUGAAGUUAAACUUUUACUAAGCAAUUAUAAGCAGCAUUUAUAAAAUGUUACUUUCCAUUUAUACAUGCAACAUAUUCCCAUGAAUGAUUUCCCAUUUUCUAAGGAAAGUUGUUUUAUAUUGCUACGAAAGUAAAUGUUAGAAACAUUGACAUAAUAUAAUUGUAUGUACAAUUUGCAAAGUUGUGUUCUAAGAUUUGUUUGGUAUUUUCCUAUCUAUAUAAAAAAAUACUUAUAAUAAAUCUUUAAUUUACUAAUAAAUAAUUUUUGAUUAUGUCUAUAUUUUGCAGUGUAACAUUAUAUAGUGGAUGAUUUAAUGAAAGUGUUAACAAAAGGUGUUAAUAUAAUUUAAUGUAAAUAUUUCAUACAUUUACAUUUUUUCAAACUGUUUUGUGAUUUAUUUACAAGGUAAUUAAAAAGUUUUAGUAUUUAUAAUAUUAUUAUAAUAGCAUAAUUAGCAUCAAAAUUUAAACUUAAUAUUUGGAAAAGUAAAAAAUUGUAUUUGCAUAUUUAAUUGAAAAUCAGAUAUUUUUAUGCCUUGAUUAUGAGAUAAACAACAUCACAGUUUUCUAAAUAUUUAAGUUAUUCGAUAUUUAUAAAAUUUUCUAGAUAUAUAAAAUAUUAGUUUUUAUUUAGCUGGAUAUAGUGGACCUAUAAUAACAAAUUAUAGAAAACUAAUACAUUAGGAUUAUACAGUAUAUAAUAAAUAUUAUUAUACAUUAAAUUUAAAGUUAUUAAAUGUACAUAUAAAAUUAUAUUUUUAAGUGAAAAGUAUAGUAAGAAUACCAUAUUAUGAUCAAAUGUAAUGAAGUUUAAAUGCAAAUAUGAUAAUUGUAUAAUAUCCCUAAAAUGUAGUAUAUAAAAUUGUUUAUAUAAAAUAAAUACAAUGACUUCUUAUGCA